Lachancea fermentati is the source of this 1068-nucleotide messenger RNA. The record is from the annotation of a GenBank genome assembly. NCBI's taxonomy places the organism in Eukaryota, Fungi, Ascomycota, Saccharomycetes, Saccharomycetales, Saccharomycetaceae.
AUGGGUGUAGGGAGCUGUGAGGUGUGUCAAUUGGAAGAUUUCAAGUACAAGUGUCCUAGAUGUCUCAAAAAAACGUGUUGUCUGGAGUGCACGAAGAAACACAAAACGCAAGAUCAUUGCAGUGGUACGGCGUAUGAUCCUGCUACAUAUAUCGCCAGUGAGACACUCAAGGAUGCAGAUACACCGGAUGAGACGAAUAAACUGGUACAGCGGGACUAUAACUUUCUAAUAGGCAUGAAUAGACAGCUCGAGCUGCUCAAAAGAGACGGAAAAACGAAAAAUAAGAGGGCUCUUGUAACUCAGCAUGUUCCACAACAUUUGAAGAGGUCACAUACCGAACAAACGCCGUAUGUAAUCCGGAGAGGCGUACAUUGCUUGCUGCUUCCAAAGGGAAUGCAGAAGUCACUACAAAAUAAGAGCAAAUGGGAUAAACCGCUUGACCAAUUUGUCUGGACAAUCGAGUGGUGUCUACUCGGCCCACAGGGUUCAACAAACUUCUCGCAUAUCAGUCACAGAAAUAAAGAAGAGGACACAUUGAUAGAUUGCAUAGGGAAAAUAGCAUAUGAGAAGUGCUGCGAAAUGUAUGGGGUAAAACAUGAUGCAGAGGAUUCUAACAAGCAGAAACGAAGCGAGGUGUUGCUAUCAAGCGGUGUACGCUUCUACACGAAAUGGUUUCCUCCAGCGACUCAGACUCCUAUCGAUUCCAAGCGUUUAAUAGCUCUCGAUCCUGCAAUGAAGGUUGGUGAGUGCUUCCGGAACAAAACUGUAAUAGAAUUCCCCACAGUGUUUCUCGCUAUGAAUCACGAACCUAUAGGCAGCGAUUUCUCGAUUGUUGAUCAAAAUGGUCUCAUAAUACAUCCAAGUAACGGCGAUACUUCCAGAACUGAUAGUUCAGAAAGUUCGUCUGAGUCAUCACCAUCAUCUUCUGAAGAAUCCAGCGACGACUCUUCGAGCGAUGACGACGAAGCGCCUCCAGAGGAACCUAGCAAGAAAAUAUCUACAAACGACGAAGAGGAUGAAGAAGACGACUACACACCGGGCAUUUCAUUAGAUUUCUUAGCAGACUAA